Messenger RNA from Huiozyma naganishii CBS 8797, 336 nucleotides. RefSeq lists its product as uncharacterized. NCBI's taxonomy places the organism in Eukaryota, Fungi, Ascomycota, Saccharomycetes, Saccharomycetales, Saccharomycetaceae. The record is from RefSeq and is a predicted model, not a curated record. The transcript has a single exon. The coding region runs from base 1 to 336 and encodes 111 amino acids.
AUGGUGCAGCAAGGAGAUGAUACGUAUAGAAUGCUGAUUUUGGUGGAGGAGCCCCUUGAGGACGAUGUUCCUACUACGGAGGUAACGUCGGAGGACGGCUCCCAGCCGAUCAAGUCUACGCACGAAUAUAUAGACGAGUUGCAUCUGCCGUUUGGGCUGGACGAACUGGACGCAUUGAACGAGUGGUUUGACAAGUUUGACGAAGAGAUUUGCAUACCGAAUGAGGGCCAUAUCAAGUACGAAAUUAGCAGCGAUGGGCUCAUCGUGCUAAUGCUUGGUAAAGAAAUAGAACACGUUUACGAACAGAUCAAGAGUUUUAUAGAAACGCACCAGUGA